Molecule: messenger RNA, 3755 nt
Organism: Penaeus monodon (black tiger shrimp)
Lineage: Eukaryota; Metazoa; Arthropoda; Malacostraca; Decapoda; Penaeidae
Gene: Drat
Exons: 9
Coding region: 310-1485 (391 amino acids)
Molecular function (GO): oxidoreductase activity
Source: RefSeq, a predicted model, not a curated record
CGUGGGUGACAGAGUUUGUCGAAAUAGUUCAAAGGUUGAACAAAAGAGUGGAAAGCGAGUCGGCAAUUCCAGGGCAAACUUUCAACGCGUAUUCCAGGUUGGAACCAGCUGGCCUGCACGUUAUCAACUGGAAGCGAGACAGUGCAUGAGACACGCGGUGCCAGACACUACGUCUUCGAUCCUGGUCUUGCAGAACCACUGUCUGUAGCGCUCCGAAACUACGUGUUUGUAGGGAAGUGAGUUUAGAAGUCUCGUUACAGAGACAGAGCAACGGAAGAGAGAACUUGCAGAUAAAGCCAUACAGCCAUCAUGCCCGUGGUUAUGAACACCGGCGAAGAAGCUCAGGCUGAGGCAAGCGGCGGGAACACCGACGACAUGGCGCGCCUUGUCAAACAAGUGAGCAUCGAAAGUCCAACUCACAAACUGAAGGAAUGUAUUUUCAACUUCGAAACUCCAAUGCCAGAAAUACCUCCUGCAGGAGCUCGAGUCAAGGUUCGCAACGCAGGUGUAUGUUAUCGCCUACGCUCAGCCUCCUCGUCCUCAAGCAUCAAGUCUGUGGACUCGCUGCACUGCGGAUCUCCUCUCCAUCACUCCGUCCGCGAUACCGCUCUCUUCCCUGGAUACGAGGUUGCUGGUACUGUUGAGGCCCUAGGUGUUGAGGUUACAGAAACAGAUUUGCAAGUUGGAGACAGAGUCAUUGUGUAUCCUUACGAAGGUCAUCCACCAGGCUAUGCAGAAUACAUUGCUGUGCCAGAUGUCCAAUAUUUAAUCAAGGUGCCAGAGAACAUGAACCUCAGCACAGCAGCUAUGCUUCCUUCAGGGGCACUCUGGGCUAUGAACACAGUGUUCAGUGCUCACAACCAUGUUGAAAAGGUCCUUUCUGAGAAGGGUGAAACAGGACAGUGUAAGAUUUUGUUGGUAGGCACAGGAGGUCUUGCACUGUGGGCCAUGAGAAUUGCACGGUUUUAUUGGCCACAGAAAAGGGAUCGCAUUGUUAUUGCAGUUGCUUGCCUCAGAGAUGAAGGGAUUUCUAUUGCUCAGGAGUACCUCAGGGUGAAUGUGGUACAGUGGAAUGAGGAUCUGUAUGAAGAACAGCUUGUGGAGAGAACUAAAGAUGCCUGUGGAGGACCUGUGGACAUUGUUAUUGAUUUCAGUGCCACCUCACGCUCAAUUCGGAGAGCACUCAAGUGCCUGGCUCCAGGUGGUGUAAUGCUGGUCAGUUCUGAGCACUCUGAGGGCCUUAUUUCUCGCUACAGUUCUCUGGCUGAAAAGGAAAACCACCAACUUAUCCCUAUUGAGUUUGGAACCUUAAAUCAACUCAGGAACCUCGUUCAUCUUGUAUCUACUGGAGAGAUUGAACCUCCACCUCACACUAUUUUCUCUGCUGACCGUGCAAAUGAAGCCUUAGCUAAGAUUGGUCGUGGACUCAUUCCUGGAAGGGCAAUUUUAGAGUUUCCUGAGGAUGAUGAGGAUGAAGAAGAAUAAAUAACAAAGGACAAUACAAACAGUAUUCAGAGAAGUGGAGAAAAUAUACUGAAGCAGUACUACCAACUCUUCAGUUUUAUAUUCCCAAGGGACUGAGUGUCUCCAUGAAAAUUUCAACUGCAUUUGCAUGGAGACUAAGAUAUAACCCUAAGGAAAGAAACAGAAUAAAGAGCAAAAAUCACUUUAUAUUUUUUAGAAUAUUUGAUCAUAGAAUAUAGAACAAAAUAAUCUUGAAUCAUCCAAUGGUGAGUUAAAGAUAGCUGUAAUCCUCUUAUUAAGGAAAUUCAAAUAGGAACUGCAAGUGCAUCAUUUUAUAAUCAAUGCAGCAGGUAAAAUGAGUAAGUUAUAGAUGCAACAUCAGUAAUCCGAUCAGUACUAGAACAGGAGUUAUUCCUUCAAGCCUAUAGCCUCAUAAGUGGCUGUUCUUCCUUUUGAUGUUGUCUUCAAUUGCAGCUAAGUAUUUACCACAUUGUAACAAAGUAAAAGAAAAAAAAAAGUGUAGAGUGAAAUAGAAGGCACGUGUUCUAUAUAGGUGUACUGUAUGUACAGUAUUAGAAAUUAUGAUUUUGCACAACAUAAUCUUUGCUUUACCAUGGACAAGGAUUUUUGUUUCAUAUAUUUUAUAAUCAAAAUUCAAGGUUUAUGACUACAGUGAAACCUCUUUAUCAAGGAGUAGUUUGAACAGAAUUCAAAAUAUUUUAGGGUUGCUUUACAAUAAAGUAUCUCUUGCCUGGAAAAAUGCUCCAAUAAGAGCAUGUUCCUUUCAGUUUGAUUCAUAUCAUUUUUUAAAUGAUGAUUAAGAAAUGUUAUAUGAAUUAUGUAGUUCAUACUACAUAUAUAUAUUUACAAGUGUCGUUUUAUUCAUUUUCAAGUAAUGAGUACUUGAAAAUGCAUGUGCAGUCAUCCCUACUCCAUUAAUGUUUUACUCUAAUACAUGGGACGUUUCACAAUAUUAAGGUUGCAUUUGAGGAAAAGGUGCUCCAAAGAGGUUUUAUUGUAAUAUUUCAUUGUUGAAUGAUGUGCAGGUGUAGUUAAGGCUGUGAUAGGAAUGUACAUCAUUCUGUCAAGAAAGAUAGCAGAGAUUACCUGUUUUGUGUGUCACCUUGAUGUCAGUAUACUUGCUGCUCCCGUCUUAUGACAUGUGUCCCAUAAUGUUGCACCUUUUUACAAAUAACAUUUAAGACCUCAGCAAGGAAUGUCUGUAAAAAGGUAUAUUGGUAAAUGAAUUGAAUAAAUUGUAUUAUACAUAGCAUGUAUAAUACUGCAGAUUUCUCUGUGAAAAGAAUAAUAAUAUUAAGUAUAAUUGGAGAGAUAACAUUAUAUACAUAUUAUUUUAUACUACAAAAUUAUAUUUAGAGAUGUAUAUGACAACAGUUUUGAUUUUUUAUACAAUCAUUUUAAUAUCUCUGUUGUGCCAAUAUCAUUUAUGACAUGGUGUAUAGGAUAAUAAUCAUAUAGGAUAAAAAUCUGAUAAAAAUUAUUUUAUAUUUAUCUGUAUAUAUAAAUUCAUAUUGAUGUAUCUAUAUAUCUGUGUAUAUACAUGUGUGUGCUAGUAUAUGUACUUGUAUAUGUGUUUAUGUAUAUAAUCUAAUGUGUAUAUACAUACACACACACACACACAUAUUCACAUAAAUAUUUACACACACACACACACACACACACACACACACACACACACACACACACACACACACACACACACACACACACACACACACACACACACACACACACACACACACACACACACACACACACACACACACACACACACACACACACACACACACACACACACACACACACACCAUACAAAUGCACACCUACUUGUAUGUAUACAUGCACAGUUGUACACAUGCAUGAAAGCGAAAAUUAAUAAAAACUUCAUAUAAACAGAUAUACAUCAUGAUCCAGCAGUAAUUACUGUAUGUAGUCGAAAUGAGAAAGACAUAACUAGGUAAUAAGUGUGAAGAGCAGGCACUCCAACUUCAUGAGCAGCCUUUAUGUGCAGUGUUGUUUCGUUUGUACAAGAUGUUCUCGCAAGUACAGAGUACGGCAAGUAAAGAGAAAUGCUUCAGUCAUCGCUGGUCAAGCUCUACGCUUUGCUCUAGGGGCAGGAGUCUGUGUUGCUGAAUGGUGGCCUCUUAUUUCUAGUUGUGUUUAUAGUUUCGUUUUAUAGGCGAUUUUAUCUGUUACAGCUUGUGGUGUUAAAAAAUACAUACAUCACUGUAAGUAUCAUUUCUAAUUGCAAUUAAAAUAUACAUGUAUAC